UACGAGGCAGUAAACGAUGGAGGUAGCGGUGUGUUCAUCACACUAGUUGGCUGUUGGAAUUUACGCCUACAGUCGGAAUACUUAAACUUUAGUUUUCUGUAGGCGAGCUUGAAUCCAUGUCGCCUCACAUUCGUGUUUAAAUCUUCGAGAUGGCUUUAACCGGGCCGGUGCUUAUAUAUGUCAUAUAAGUGGGGAGCGGUUAAUUCCGCUUUUCCCAUGUUAUGAUAGCUAGCCCCUUCUAGCUAACGUGCUAACGGUACUGCUCUGCUGCAGAGGAGGCGAUAAUUAGCUAGCAAGCGAGCUAGGGAGGCUUGUCUGCUGGGUUGUUUCCACCACUCUGGUACUUUGUUCCUAUUAACGCGAGCUGAAAAGGUUAGCUGUGGGACAAUGUUUUGGGUACCAAAGUAAUGGAGAUCGGCAUAACGGUGGAUUCUAUGUACAGAGGAUUAACCAUCUCGCCCCGUGGACCUACGGAAGGAUUUUCGCAUUAAAAUGAUGUGUUCAGUUCGUCAAGAACUCCACCAACGCUACAGACUCGGUUGAAACACAUCUGGAAUGUUCAGACUGGUUAAACCAACCCCUGUGCUUGUGUUAGUGUUAUUCAGUGUGCUUAAGGGAAAUGUGUCCAUGAGGAUUUAGAAUGGCACACGUGUAAUAUUAUCAUUAAAGUGAAUUAGUGUAACAAGAAGAACACGCCAGGUCGACAUAGGUAAACAAACGAGGACUUCAAGAAACAUGGCUUCGGUUUGGAAGAGACUGCAGCGUGUGGGGAAGCAUGCGUCCAAAUUCCAGUUCGUGGCAUCGUAUCAGGAGCUCAUGGUGGAAUGUACUAAGAAAUGGCAGCCAGAUAAACUGGUGGUUGUGUGGACACGGCGGAGUCGAAGAAAAUCAUCCAAGUCCCACAGUUGGCAGCCGGGCAUCAAGAACCCCUACAGAGGAGUGGUCGUGUGGCCUGUACCAGAAAACAUUGAAAUCACUGUUACUCUGUUUAAGGACCCACAUGCAGAGGAGUUUGAAGACAAAGAAUGGACUUUUGUCAUAGAAAAUGAGUCUCCCUCAGGGCGCAGGAAGGCCCUGGCCACCAGCAGCAUCAAUAUGAAGCAGUACGCCAGCCCCAUGCCCACGCAGACUGACGUCAAGCUCAAGUUCAAGCCCCUCUCCAAGAAGGUGGUGUCGGCCACGCUGCAGUUCUCCCUCUCCUGCAUCUUCCUGCGCGAGGGCAAAGCCACGGAUGAGGACAUGCAGAGCCUGGCCAGCCUGAUGAGCAUGAAGCAGGCGGACAUCGGCAACCUGGACGACUUUGAGGAAGACAACGAUGAGGAAGAGGAGAACAGGGUGAAUCAGGAGGAGAAGGCUGCCAAGAUCACAGACAUAGUUAACCAGUUGAAUGCCCUCAGCUGCUUACACGGCGAUGAUGAUGAUGAAGGUGUCCGUAAGCAAGCAUGCAGAGCACCAGCUAAGCCUGCUGCUUCAUCCUCUCAAGAACUGAUAAGCAAGCUCAACUUCCUGGAUGACGAGGAUCAUGACACGCCCCCUGGCUCGGGCAGCAAUCCUUUUGAGGAUCCCGAUGACUACCCCCAGGACCCCGGGGACUCCCUGGAGCCCCCCGACCUCAACCCGUUUGGUGAACCGGAGGACGAAGAAGCCCGGGAGCAGGCGCCCGCCGCCGCCCGCCUCCAGCCCGAGGUCCCCUUCUACGACCACGAGGCCCCCAACCCCUUCGACGUCCCGGGGGACACCGAGGAGCCCGACCCGCACGAGACCUCGGGGAACCCCUUCGAUGAGCCGGACCCCCCGGACGAUGACACGGCCCACGCCGACCUAGACCCCCCCAGACCCCGGCAGAGGAAGGGGGUCCGCCCCGUGGACAUGAGCAAGUACCUGUACGCCCACACGGCCCGCAUGGAGGAGGAGGAUCUGGACGAGUCUAACCCAUUCUUCGAGCCAAGGGCCUCCAGCCCGGUGCAACAGUCCUCCUCCGGCUCCGCCUCCCUGGACGUGUACAGCAGCCAGAAGAGACGGGCCCCUCUCCCCCCGGGCCCUGGUGCCGGCCCAGGCCCCAACUCCCUGGAUCUGGGUCCCACUCCCCCUAGGCCCAGUACAGGCCCCUCACGGGAGGGGGCCCAGCCGCCCGGGCUUGUGGCCGUGGCGGCAGGGAGGGAGCUGCCCUCCUCCUCUCCCAAGCCCAGUCCCAUCCCCAGCCCGGUGCUGGGGGGGAAGCCCAACGCCAGCCAGUCGCUGCUGGCCUGGUGCCGCCAGGUGACCAAGAACUACCGCGGCGUCAAGAUCACCAACUUCACCACCUCCUGGAGGAACGGCCUGGCCUUCUGCGCCCUGUUGCACCACUUCAGACCGGACCACAUAGACUACAAGUCACUCAAUCCUCAGGAUAUUAAAGAAAACAAUAAAAAGGCGUACGACGGCUUCGCCAACCUGGGCAUCUCCCGCCUGCUUGAGCCCUCCGACAUGGUGCUGCUGGCCAUCCCCGACAAGCUGACGGUGAUGACCUACCUCUACCAGAUCCGCGCCCACUUCUCUGGCGAGGAGCUCAACGUGGUGCAGAUCGAGGCCAACAGCAGCCGCAGCACCUACAAGGUGGGCGACUUUGAGACGGACACCAACGCCUCCAUCGACCAGGACAAGUUCUACGCCGAGCUCAACGACGUGCCGCACGUCCAGGUAGCCGGCGCGCAGCACGCCGCCGCCGCGAGCAACGCCGGCGACGAGCCUGACGGCGCUCACUCGGCCGUGGCGCCCGAGGAGGCGGGCGUUAGCAAGGACAUGGUGGGAGGGGCUUACUUGCGGCAGGGGGUGUCCGCGCUGUCGCUGCCGCUGCAGGCGACGACGGCACCCGCUGCAGUGUCCAUGCAUCCCGCCCCCGCCCCUCGGAGGUUCCUGGCCGGGGUCCUUGGGUCAGAGGACGGGAAAGUCCUCCCCAAGGCCGGCCCCGUGGACCCGAGGGACGUACCGCCCAAGGUGGAGAGGGAGGCAGAGCGAGCAAGGCCGCACGCAGAGGAGGCGGGUGGAGGAGGAGAGGCAGAGGGGGAAUGUAAAAACUCAGAGUCCUCUGCGAGGAAAGCCACCGCCUCCUCUCCCAGCCAACACAAGCUGGGCUUCUCCUACAACCGGGACGCCGACCUCAUCAAGAAGAAGAGAGCCAGCCUGCGCUCCUCUGAAUCAGAGUCCGCCUCGGACUCAAACACCCCGUCACCAGUCAACUAUACAGACGCGUCCCCUAAGCAGGAGUCUCCCGUCUCUCCUGUAGAAAGUCCGCCAGCGGAGAAGAAGGUGCAGUCCAGGCAGGAGGAGCUAAAGGAGAGGGCCAGGCUGCUCCUGGAACAGGCCCGCAGAGACGCUGCCAUGAAGGCCGGCAACAAGAGCCCCGUCGGCCCCUCCCUGCCCACACCCGCCAGGGCCUUCACUGCUGCUGAGGAGCAGGAUGCCGAGCGGAGGAGACAGCUGAGAGAGAGAGCCAGACAGCUGAUAGCGGAGGCUCGCUCCGGAGUCAAGAUGGCGGACAUGAGUGUGCUGGACGCCUCUUCUGCAGGCAGGAACAACAAGGCUGCUCCUGGUACAGGGAACAGAGGGCAAGUGGACCUGAAGUUGAAGAAGCUGGUGGAGGUCCGACCAGGAGGGACGGCGGCUUCUGCGUCCUCUCCUUCCUCAUCCUCAUCCUCCUCUUCCCCGGUGGCAUCCUCUCCCUCGCCGCUCAUCCCCAGCGAUGGACUUGAGAAGCCCUCGGAGGAGCGUAUGCGGGCGGAGCGGCUGCGCAGGGCGACAGAGCGUCUGCGAUGCCCCGUGGUUUUCAACAAGGACUCGGCCGUCAGGAAGACACAGCUGCAGUCCUUCAGCCAGUAUGUGGACAACAGACCAGAGGUUAAGAGGCAGAAGUCUGUUCCUGAGGACCUAAUGAGUUCUGGAGACGAGCGAGGAAGUCUCUUGUUGGAGUCGGACCUUCUCAGACCCUUUGAGGAAGAGUCGGAGUUCAGAGACACCAGCCAGUAUGUGGUUGGGGAGCUGUCGGCUCUGGAGAGCGAGCAGCGGCAGAUCGACACGCGGGCUGCGCGCGUGGAGAAGAGGCUGCGCUAUCUCAUGGACACAGGAAACAACAAGGAGGAGGAGGAGGCCAUGAUGCAGGAGUGGUUCAUGCUGGUCAACAAGAAGAACGCCCUCAUCAGACGACAGAACCAGCUCUCCCUGCUGGAGAAGGAGCACGAUCUGGAGCGCCGCUUUGAGCUGCUCAACAGAGAGCUGAGGGCCAUGCUGGCCAUCGAAGACUGGCAGAAGACUGAGGCCCAGAAGAGACGCGAGCAGCUGCUACUGGAUGAACUGGUGAUACUGGUGAACAAGCGAGACGCUCUGGUCAGAGACCUGGAUGCACAGGAGAAACAGGCGGAGGACGACGAGCACCUGGAGAGGAUUCUGGAACAGAACAAAGGCAAGAUGACCAAGAAGGAGGAGAAGUGUGUCCUCCAGUGAUCGACAACGGACAAAUGUAGCCCAUAUGAUAAUGUAUUAUUAUUACUAUUAUGAUGAUUGUGGAUGGAGUGGCUCUCCCAGAGGUUUCUACCCUGUUUCUUCAACCCUGACCUGGUUGUUGUUUUUGGUCUCAAGGCCUUUUGCCCGGUUUAUACUGAACAAAACUCUCCUGAUUAUAUACUGCCUUUUUAUUUGAAAGGAACUUAUUAUUCUCUUAACCACAAAAGGUACGUGUGUUACGUAAUUGCACACCAGAGGUAAAGCGUAGCAUGGACGGCUCCAAUGAGACUCGACUGACAAAUAUAUGUUGCAUCUUAUAAUGUUUGAACCCAACGCAGAGCUGUGUCAUGGAAAUGCACAUGUGUUUUGAAUCAUUUUUUAAAUGUGUUACCGUUAAAGAGAUGUGUUAUUUCGAGGUACAACAAACGUUUUUUUCUGACAUCUCAGUUGGGGGAAGUGUUAAAAAAACGAAUGUUAUAACAGUAUCUUUAAUUUACAUUCAUUACUUGACUGUGUAACUUUUAAUUACUUCUAUUCACAAAGUUUUUACUUGUUGUAAAAUGUCUUGAAGGGUAACACGUUAUCCUUCAUAAAUCCCAACUUCCCCUUAUUUACUCAAAAGCGUUUACCAACCAAUUUGGAGCUGGAUCCUGGUGAUAGUGGACGGGAGAGCAAAGUGCUUUUAACCUUGUAUUAUUUUAUCACAGCUUUGGCAAGGAACUUCCAAAAAAAAAAAAAAAAUCUUCUGGAUUCACGCGGCCGAAAGUAGGCUAAAAUAAAAAAUAUUUAUUGCGGUUUUUCGUGAGAGCUGCUUGUAAAGUACCGUUAUAAUCAUGCACACUCAACAUCUUUGUAUUUAUUGUAUAGUGGGGGGAAAACAAUGCUUUCACGUGCGAUAUCUUUUAGUUCCACAUUUGGCUGUCUUCAUUUGUAAACAUGAUCUGUUUAUUUAUUCUGUCAUAACCCAAGUCUUCAAUAAAGAUGCUUUCAUACUCCA
Messenger RNA from Gadus morhua (Atlantic cod), 5476 nucleotides. It is a transcript of the gene ehbp1, whose product is annotated as EH domain binding protein 1. The record is from RefSeq and is a predicted model, not a curated record. The transcript has 25 exons. Bases 736 to 4479 code for a protein of 1247 amino acids. Lineage: Eukaryota; Metazoa; Chordata; Actinopteri; Gadiformes; Gadidae. Gene Ontology annotation, molecular function: protein binding.